Molecule: messenger RNA, 732 nt
Organism: Colletotrichum graminicola M1.001
Lineage: Eukaryota; Fungi; Ascomycota; Sordariomycetes; Glomerellales; Glomerellaceae
Exons: 1
Coding region: 1-732 (243 amino acids)
Source: RefSeq, a predicted model, not a curated record
AUGGGUUGGCUCUGGGCUUCGCCGUCUCCUCCCAAGUCUCCGGCUCCGGGACAAGCUUCACAAGCUCCGGCAUCGACCCCGCCACCAUCGACCAAGUCGACAGAACCCGAGAUCGAUCCCGAGAUUACAAAGUUCCUUGCCCUGUUCCAAACCGACACAGACAACAAGCCAGAGGAACCAGCUCCGGCACCGGCGCAAGCACCCGCAGCGCCCUCCAAGUCAUCAUCACCAUCCUCCUCAUCAUGGUUCUCCCUCAAAUCCUCCCCGAACAUGCCGUCCCAAACCAACAACCGCACGACCGCACCGCCCUCUGACAACCCAGUUGCCGAAGCCACCCUGCCGACCGAGAUGUCUUGCCGUCAAGCCUUUGACAUGGCCUUCCACUGCCAGUCCGUCGGCGGCCAGUGGAACCACAUCUAUCGAUACGGCACGAUGCGUUCGUGCAGCGAACACUGGGAGGACUUUUGGUUCUGCAUGAGGAUCAAGGGAUACUCAGGCAAGAUGAAGGAAGAUGUAAUCAGAGACCACUACCGCCAGAAGGAAUAUGAGAAGUACGGGAACGGGAAGCCGAGCAGCGAGGACGUCUGGCAGGCGAGGACCACCAAGGUAUCGCCUGGCACCGCCUUUACUGAGAAGUUUGACGAGCCCACAUUGGACGAUGAGGAAUGGCAGAGGAUGGAAAUCGAGAGGCGGCGGCAGAUCAGGGAAGGUUUGGGAAUCAAAUCAGCGUGA